Molecule: messenger RNA, 794 nt
Organism: Prorocentrum cordatum
Lineage: Eukaryota; Dinophyceae; Prorocentrales; Prorocentraceae
Source: the annotation of a GenBank genome assembly
GGCCGCUACACAUCUGGACCGACAGCGAGCUGGUGUUCAGGGGCUGGAGAGACCGCCGUUUCCAGCGAGCAGCAGAAGUCAGCACCAACGGUGACCUCUGGACGCGCAUCGGGCACACCAUCGCACAGCGAGAACACGGAGCGGACAUCGUGAACGUCUUACACAUCAACAGCCACCCCACCUGGGAGGAGGCCCAAGCCAGGGGCUUCCCACACGACGCGUGGCUCGGCAACCAGCAUGCCGAUCGACUGGCAGAGCAAGCAGCCCACGACCACGACAUCGACGACAACCAGAUGGACCUAUACGACUGGGUCAACGCCACUGGAUGGCAACGCAAGCACUGCUACCAAAGGGUCGGCCGCGACACCGACUUCACCACGGUCCAGCACUGGUUCCAACAAGGCUGCCAAGGCCCACCUCUGCGACACAGCACAGGCAUCACACAGCACGGAACGGCAGUACACGGCAGCCACCCGAUGGUCUUCCUACACAAAGAGGCGCGUUGGUUCUGCAGGCUAUGCGGGGCCUCGACUUCAGAGUACAUCUCCGAGAAGCUCCAGGGGGAGUGUCUGCAGAGACCUGGGUACAACAGCAUCAAGUACAAGCUCAAGCACUGGCUUGAGCGAGCUGCGGAGGAAGCGGCUACGACCCCGCAGGGCGCGACGCACAAUAAGAGCAGCCCGCCGGACACUCUCGACACGGACGAACACAACAACCAGCACGACGAGCGCCGAGACGACCUGCGACACGACAGACCCGACGUGACCGACAGCAGCUCGGAAAACAGCCAGCGG